UGUGCGUGUGUGCGUGCGCGCGCGGGGGCACGAGGAAAACACGCGCCAGCAUACGCACCAGCGUCAUCCACCGACAGGGCGCCCUCCUGGGAGGAUGACCUAUUUUUGCGGGCCUUUUUCCGGAGGACGCCCCCUCGGCCGGCCAUAUUGAAAGCCUCCUCAUCAUCGCCCCCCUCCGUAUUGAUUGCCUGCUGCUGCGAGUUACACACGCUACAGGUCCGCGCGCCCGUUAGCGAAGAAAUAAUCCACCUCGGUCGAGGCGUCCUGCAGACCGGGCACGCCGACGAAGAAGCCACUGAAGGGCCCUCCCGCUGGCGCUUGCGAAUCUCAGCCAGUCGUUGAAGUCUGCUCACCUGCGCCGCGGCCUGCGCCAUCUCCUCCUGCGAUUUGGCCAUCUUUGCGCGUGUCGGGUAUCCUCGUGCUCACCGGCCUCCUUCCUCUUUCCCGGACUUUUGGUGUAUCCUCCGCCUGGUGUGCUGGGGUGUAACUCGACGAGCCGCUAGGGUCGCUGUCGUGCCGCAAAAAACCUCGGGAUGAUGUCUGCUCUUUUCCUCGCCCGCGCUGGCAUGCCGGCCAAUCGGGCAACUCUUAUCGGGGGAGCUCGGUCCAUCUCCACUUGGGGCUUGGUUUCGCCCAGCGCCACCAUCAAUCGUGGCUUCCCCCCGGCGGCGGUCCUGAGCCUGGGCCCAGGCCAGCCGGCCCCGACGCCUCUCGGCGUGGCGGCGGCCGACGGCGACGAUUCGGCCCCCCAAGAGAACAGCGCGCUGCCGGCCGCGCGGAAGUACUACACCAUUUGCGAGCCGGAGAACUCGCGCGUCAUGCUGGUGUCGACGCCCCUGCACCCGGCCAAUCCGCACAGCCCGGAGCGGCCGCUUCUGGUGGAGCAUGUCAUCGGCCUGGGGUUCCCCGGGCGGCGGCCUUUCGCUCGGCAGUCGGACGCCGAGCUGGUCCUCAAUCGGCCAACCUUCGCGGCGCCCCUGUACCAGGCUCACCCCGGGAGCGCGGAGUUUGCCUCACUGCCGGCCGCUACGCAGAAGGCUCUGACCCGGCACUACCAGCGCCUGGAGCAGCUGGGCGUGGCCACGCCGCUGGAUUACCCCUCGCACAUCCUGACACACGACCAUGGCAAUGGCCGUGUGCUCCUAUCGAACACGGUCACCGGCCAGACGGAGCUCCUGCUGCCGGGCGAGUCGCGCCUGGUGACCCUCCUGCGUGAGGCCAACCGGCAGCUCAUGCGUGCCGGCAUUAUUCGUCGGCUCCGGCGCAAUGCCAGCCCCAUGGACGAGGACCAGAUCAAUGCCUUCAACACCGAGCGGCCGAGUUGGCUGAUGCGCUGGCUGUCCGAGCGCUUCCGUCGCCGGCAUGGCUUUGUGUCGCCAGAGUGGGCCGUGUGUGCGGCCCCGGGCGAGCGCCGCUACCAGGUGGUCGAUCGGAAUACCCAUCGUUUGUGGGACCUGGGCCACAUGGAUCCCGUUCUGGGCCGGCCGCGGGCGCUGCCGGAGGACGAGCCGGUGCCGGGCGAUUGCUCGGCCGCCGCCCCGGACACCGAUCUGCUGGCCAUUGAUGGCGGCCAGUUGGUCUUCAUCAACCCCGAUGGGAGCCGCUCGAUCGCGCUCAUCGAGAAUCCGAACAUCAUCCCCCAGGCAUUCGCCAAGGAUGUCGCGGCCCUGGAGCAACAGGUGAUGGAUGACGAGACGGCCGCCGGAGACCUCAUCUCGGCAGCGGCCGCUGGCGGGGAGGAGCCCCAGACGCUGGAUGCGCCGCAAGAUACCCGGCCCCUGGCGUCGGACCAGGCGGAGGAGGAGCGCGCCCUCUGGCCGUACACUCUGACCAUUGCCCCCUUCCUGAUUAUGGCCCCGGGAAUCAACUACAUCGAGGUGGAGUUGGCCCCGCCGGAGGGCUGUGCCAUUGUCGGCAUCUCCGGGCCGCGUGUUGUGUCCGAGGGGUCGAUCUUCGACCGUCGGCCGCUGUCGCACAUUAACCGUGAGGAGUUGCAGGAGUUCAAGGAUGACAAUCAGAACUUCCUGACCAAUGCCUCCUUUGAGGUCCCCCCACAGCCGCCCGUGGGCCUGCCUCUGCCGACGGUCCAGCGCCCCCAGCGGUCGGCCUCUCUGACGCUGGAUAUGUACGGCUCUGCCGGGACGGGGCGCAUCCUGGCCGAUGUGUCGGUCUACAUGCGGCGACUGGAGAACCCGGCGGCCGGUGACGGCCCGCUGGUCUGCGUGGGACCCAUGUUUGUCGAGCACCGCCGCGUGUUGAUCCCGGUCCGGGUGUCGGUCCAUGCGACUGAGCUGCCGGAACUGGCCCGGCGGACGGCCUCCCUGCCGACGAGCACCAAUCCGGAGGAUGUCUACCGGCGCGAUGUGGAAACCGACUUCCGCCGGCGGAUCCUUGUCAGCCAGCACCAGCUGUACGUGGAUCUGGAGCUCCCGGCCGGGGAGUCCCUCUACCACCCGGCGCAGGCCAGCCCCGCUGGCGGGCAGUGAGGGGGGGUGGGAACGCGCCGGCCGCGGGAUCUCUCCCGCCCAGCAACGCCACUGUCAUCUGUUCUCCUCCGACCUGUGCCCUCCCCCCCCCCCCCCCC
This is a messenger RNA of Fonticula alba, 2584 nucleotides long. RefSeq lists its product as hypothetical. The transcript has 6 exons. The coding region runs from base 534 to 2486 and encodes 650 amino acids. NCBI's taxonomy places the organism in Eukaryota, Rotosphaerida, Fonticulaceae. The record is from RefSeq and is a predicted model, not a curated record.